Peronospora matthiolae is the source of this 171-nucleotide messenger RNA. NCBI's taxonomy places the organism in Eukaryota, Oomycota, Peronosporomycetes, Peronosporales, Peronosporaceae. The record is from the annotation of a GenBank genome assembly.
AUGUUCGACUACGUGGCGCGUCAAUACCGAUGGUACAAGCUGGAGUUCGGGCUGACGAUGCUGAGCUGGUGGGAGGUCUCGAUCUUCAACAGUUUUCUACUGCUCGUCACCAGCGUGACUGGCUACUACGUCUACAGCUUGGGCCGCCACGUCAUUGGGCUUAUACACUAG